Stylophora pistillata is the source of this 981-nucleotide messenger RNA. Its product is annotated as putative iron/ascorbate oxidoreductase DDB_G0283291. The record is from RefSeq and is a predicted model, not a curated record. NCBI's taxonomy places the organism in Eukaryota, Metazoa, Cnidaria, Anthozoa, Scleractinia, Pocilloporidae.
AUGGCUUUUUCAAAAAAGGCAUAUUUCGUGCUAAAAAGUAUUGGAUUGAGUUGGAACCUCUUUCUAGGAGUAUCUGAAGACAUAGACGAAGUCAUUGCUCAGAUAAAGGUGACCUGUGAGGAUAUUUCUUGUUUCUAUAUCACUGGUCACGGUGUGGAUACAUCCUUCAUGGCUGAUAUCAUGAAGUGUGGUCAAGAGUUUUUUAACCUGCCAAUGGCCGAGAAGUUGAGCAUCAACUUGAAGAAAAGUCCUGCAUACCGUGGCCCAGAUCCCGCCUCUCAUGACACUGAAACAGCAGCCUGGGAACCUAUGAUAGGACCUAAUCAGUUCCCAGACGACAAAAAACUACCCGGAUUUGCCACAACCAUCGAAGCUUAUAUGGAUAACAUGUCCUCGGUGGGACAUGCUAUGAUGAAAGGCCUUGCUCUUGGUCUAAAGCUAAAUGAUGAUUACUUCCAUGACAAAUUCAACCCAGCUUUUCCGAUGAUGGCUCUGUGGCAUUACCCACCUGUCCCUGGAGACAUAGACUCAUGGGGGGUGGGACCUUACACAGAUUAUGGAGUGCUUACUUUACUGAUGCAGGAUGGCGUGGGAGGUCUGCAGGUAGAGACAAGAUGUGGAGACUGGAUCGAUAUUCCUCCCAUUACAGGUAGUUAUUCAGCCAUUCAUUCUAUAGGAACUUUUGUGGUCAACAUUGGUGACGUCAUAGAGGCGUGGACAAAAGGAAAACUCCGUGCCACAGUGCACCGAGUCAGAAAUUCGACUAGAGAUCAUCGAAUAUCCGCGCCUUUCUUUUUCCACCCGGGUCUUGACUGCAUCAUCGAGUCACUUGAUGACGUUUUUGGUAUAGACCGUUGCCCUGAAGACCUUGGUAAAACUGCACACAUUGUGCUCUCGCUUCAUGAGCCUUUUACAUUUGGGGAUUAUGUGUUGAAUAAGUUUCAGAAAUCGUAUGGGAAGGAAAUGUCAGUCAUUAAUUAG